UCAGUCCUCCAGCGAACGCCAUCGAGGACUUGUUGAUCCUGUGCGGAUUUACUUGCCGAAAGGGCUUCGAUCUCCUGUCCGGCCGAGGCGUUCCAGGCAAGCUGAGCCAGAACAACACAAAUAUUUUCGUUCCGAACAUUAAAAUAUUUUCAACAACAUGAAGGCGUGUACGGCGAUAAUAUUAGUGCUUGUAGCAAAUACGGCGUAUAUCGGUGUCGAGGCGUGGGGCGGUCUUUUCAAUCGCUUCAGUCCUGAAAUGCUAUCUAAUCUCGGUUACGGUGGUCAUGGGAGUUACAUGAACCGUCCUGGAUUAUUGCAGCAAUCGCUCCAGGAAGGAUAUAACGGCUUGUAUGGAGAAGGAGGCGAACCGUCGGAAGAACCUUGUGACGAAAGGAAAUGUAUGUACAACGAUCACUGCUGUCCAGGUUCUAUUUGCAUGAAUCCCGAUGGAGUUGUAGGAACUUGUGUCUUCGUUUACGGCAUGAAACAGGGCGAACUUUGCAGAAGAGAUAGCGAAUGCGAAACUGGUUUAAUGUGCGCCGAAAUGCCUGGACGUGAAACAAAAUCGUGUCAACCGCCGACCACCUCGAACAAACUAUACAAUGAGGAAUGCAUUAUGUCAAGCGAAUGCGACAUAAGUCGUGGAUUAUGUUGUCAACUGCAAAGGCGACAUCGACAAACUCCUAGAAAGGUUUGCUCGUAUUUCAAGGAUCCUUUGGUUUGCAUCGGCCCUGUAGCGACGGAUCAGAUAAAGUCCGUGAUCCAGUCCUACACUUCAGGUGAGAAACGAAUCACCGGACAGGGCAACCGUUUGUUCAAGCGAAUGUCGUUCGCUUAAACGCUCGUGGUACCUGACAGCAUGAUAGAAUGAGAAGAAGUAUAUAGUAAUGCAAGAGAAAA
Pseudomyrmex gracilis is the source of this 900-nucleotide messenger RNA. RefSeq names its product ITG-like peptide (gene spab). The transcript has 6 exons. The record is from RefSeq and is a predicted model, not a curated record. The coding region runs from base 158 to 838 and encodes 226 amino acids. Lineage: Eukaryota; Metazoa; Arthropoda; Insecta; Hymenoptera; Formicidae.